Molecule: messenger RNA, 882 nt
Organism: Saprolegnia diclina VS20
Lineage: Eukaryota; Oomycota; Saprolegniomycetes; Saprolegniales; Saprolegniaceae
Exons: 10
Coding region: 32-847 (271 amino acids)
Source: RefSeq, a predicted model, not a curated record
CCCGAAACCCAAAUUUCCUCGAUCCGACUCGAUGAGCAGCAGCGUCACGUCGUCGGAGCUACAAGCGGCCAUCGAGCCGGAGCCCGAGCACAGUGACUCCAAGGAGCAGGUGGUAGUUGUCGCUGAGAGCGCCAACAACGCCGAAGCCAUUGCUCCCGUGAACGAAGCGCCCAAGUUGCCUGUCGUCGAUGUCAUUCCCAUGCAGCCCAACGAGGUGUCCGAGAGCUCGACCGAGCCUGAGGCCGUACCGGUGCUACCGAUUGCACAAACCACCGAAGCCGCACCGGGCAGUCGACCAUCGUCCGCGCCGACCGCGCGCGCCGCGGCAACAACGCCGACCGCUGUGCCAGCGGCCAAAGACACGUCCGAGAUUCCUUCAACAACGUCCCAACGAAAGCGAUCCAUCACGGCGGCGGACGCAGCUCGGGCACCUCUCGAAAUCAAACCUCUCAGCGACAACCGGCGCAAGAGCAGUGCUGCCAAAGCGUCGCCAGCAGAGACGAUCCAGGCCGUCGACAGCGUACUCCUCACGGAAGAAGAGCGCUUGGAAGCGAUAGAGGCCUUCUUGCGCACCAAGAUACAAACCCAAGGACCGUCGACACAAAAAGAGAUCCGCGACUAUAUUUUUGGUCGCCUCUCGAGUCUCCAGAUUCGAACGUGCAUGCCACCCAUGAUGGAGCGACUGCAGACGGAGCUCGGCGAGACGCUGACCCUCGACGUGCAGACGAGCCUUUGCGUCAUCAACGAACUCGUCCUUGAACUCGGUCGCGCGUCGCCGCUCGCGGGCAUGUACACGGACGAGGAAGAAGCGCUGCUCGACACGCUCGAACACCGCACCGUGCUCUAGAUUCUUUGACAGACAAUAUGUACAUUGUCUUGGGA